Cercopithifilaria johnstoni is the source of this 420-nucleotide messenger RNA. Lineage: Eukaryota; Metazoa; Nematoda; Chromadorea; Rhabditida; Onchocercidae. The record is from the annotation of a GenBank genome assembly.
CUUCAACAAAAAGUUAGUCGAAGUCGUGGGAGGGGCCGCGGCCGAGGUCGAGGCGGACGAUCUGGUGGACGUAAACGAGCGGCAGCUGAGAGUGAUGAUGGAGAAGAUAGCGAUUCCGAAUAUGGCAGUAAUAAAAAGCGAAAACGCGCAGGAAGUAGUGGAUCACGGGGUCGAGGACGAGGCAGAGGUCGUGGAAGACCGUCCCGAAGUUUGGGAAAAAAGAGUAGUAAAGACGAAAGCGAUGAUGACGAGGAAAUGGAUUUGUCGGACAAUGAUGCUGGUGGUUCAACUGGUUCUGGUGAAGAAUCCUACAAGCCUGCUCCUUCGAAGCGGCGCGCUGCCGCUUAUGUUGCCGGAGCGCAGUCACCCAAGACAUCAUCUAAAAAACGUGGUCGUGCUCCAGCAGCUAAAAUGCACUAA